Cucurbita maxima (winter squash) is the source of this 1072-nucleotide messenger RNA. RefSeq names its product protein EARLY RESPONSIVE TO DEHYDRATION 15-like. The coding region runs from base 194 to 670 and encodes 158 amino acids. Lineage: Eukaryota; Viridiplantae; Streptophyta; Magnoliopsida; Cucurbitales; Cucurbitaceae. The record is from RefSeq and is a predicted model, not a curated record. The transcript has 3 exons.
UCGGCAAUCGCUAACCUACUGCUUCGGUUCUUCCAAAUCAUUUCUUCCUUUCUUCUCCCAUUUAAUUGAUCACUCACUAUCCCCUGCGUCUUACGACGUUAGAGAUCUGUUUUCGUCACGGUAAACGGUUUGUGGUCUGUUAAGGCUUGUAGAGCUGCUGUUGGUUGAAAGAAUUGGAUGAUUUAGAGUAAGAAUGACAUUAUUAUCUGGAAGAAGUUUUUCGUUGAACCCCAAUGCUCCAAUCUUCGUUCCUUUUGCUUUUCGCAAUGUCGAGGAUUUCUCUCCAGAAUGGUGGGAACUAGUCAAGACAUCACUGUGGUUCCAGGAUUAUUGGCUAAGCCAGCAUCAGGAAGAUGAUUUCGAUAGUGUUUCCGAUGAGAUAGUCACUACAGAAGAGUUCCUUGAUCUGGAAGAAAUGGAGUUUGAGGCUAUGGUUCUAUCAAAUGAAGCUGAUCAGAAGCCUGAAGUCAAACCAACGGCUCAUAAGAACCACAUUAAAGCUGCAAGUAAUGAAAUGUCUGCAAAAAAAGUAUUGGAGGAUCUAAUCAUUCAGAACUCUCCGAAGAAGAAUGGUCCAAAGUCUCCAGGUAAUCCUGCAAAGUUCAAUGAGAAGCCAGCCAAGUGUGUGAUCCCGAAGCACGCUCCAAGGUUCAUUCACCAGCCUCGUUGAAAAAAAGAUGAGACUGUAAGGCAGCAAGCACAUAGAACGAGAAAAGUAAUCGUCAAAACGGUUCGUUUAGUUUUCACUGAAUGAGUUUUCUUCCAUAUUACUAGUCAUUCACUAGCCUUGUUAGAAGUGAUGCAAACUGAAUAUCAAUUGCAGCUGCAGCAACCGCACGGAAUGAGUUGUAUCGUCUUGUCACACGAGUCAUGUAAGUUUCAUAUAAUUUAGUUGGAAAUUGUCUCUGUCAUAGGUCUUUUAUCAAAUGACUUUUGCAUUAUAUAAGAUCACAAGUUAGUUGCAUGCAUCAAAUUGUCAAGGUGUUGUUUUCUUUCUGUAUAGAGUUGGGGUACUUUCUGGCCCUCCACAAUAUCACUUACUUCAAUAAAGAGUUGUUUCUAUUCAUGAGUC